GGAGCAUUAGAAGUAAGAAUAAUUUACCUUUUUACAAUACGGUUUUGUACAUAUCUACACGAAAUAGAUAAACAUACAUGUAUUUUUUUUUACUGGCAGCACAUUAACAUGUUUUUUCACUAAAAUGAAUUUCCAAUUUUAGGCCAAAUUAGUUGAAAUUAUUACAUUGCUGACUUUGAGAAUGUUUCCAGUUCUGUUGUUUUUAAUUUGAAUUUGAAAUUCACUUGGAAUUCACUUUAGUAAAUAAUCCUGUAUAUGUUUAACUUUAUGUUCUGACAGUGUGAAUGCGUAAGUGUAUGAGAAAUUGAACCUAAGUGUCUGGGGGAUGAGAGUGAAUGAGGUUUGAGUGGCAUGCGAGGGAGUAGGUAAACUGGCACAGAAGACUGGGGAGGAGAGAAGACUGUAAUAAUGAAAAAGACAGUUUUUCUUAACAAAAGGAGAUCUCUCUUAAAGACGUAUUGCCAUCCAAACCUUAUGUCAAAUUUAUUAUAAUUUUAAAAUAAACUUGUCAUAAGGCAAAGUUUUUUGCUGUAACCGUCAGGUGUGGAGUUGUCUUAAAUAUCCCUAUGGAUAAGCCUUCAUUGAGAAUAUAUAAUAAUUGUAUUAAGUAAUAUAUAAUGUAAUUAAUGCAUAAGUUAAUAUAUAUUUUAAAAUACAGAUAUAAGAUCAAUUCACAGAGCUGGUUAGUAGGAGGCAUAGUAAAGUUCAUUAUUAUGUAUGUUAAAGGGACACUCCACUCCCCUAAUAUAAAAUAAAUAAAAAUCACUAUUUAGUAGAUAUAUCCCAAAUGAAAACUUGCAUGAAUUUAAUUAUGCAUUGUUUCAUUGGGGUUAUAUCUAAAACCAGUUUGAAAAAACUGCAGAUUUCUUGUCUGCUGCCCUUGCAAGCCCUCCUCUUCUAACCACACCCAAACUUUCUGUUGCUGUCCAAUCACAGACUUCCCAAUGCAGCUCAAUAAGAAGUCUUUGCAAGGCAGGGGCUCUAAGCAAUUACUGCCUCUUGAAUUCAGUGCAAGUAAGCUAACCAAACCUGGAAGUAACAGGACCUGUUGUCUGCUUGAAAAGCCAGGAGGGUGAAACCAUUAUAAUUUUCUAAAGUGUCAAUUUCUAUUGAAAUCUGCACUUUUUUCAGGGUGAAACCAGUAUAAUUUAAAAAAAAGUGUCAAUUUUUAUUGAAAUCUGCACUUUUUCCAAAAUGAAAUAUUAGGACAAACUCUUCACACAUAAAGUUUUUCAGCAAGCUUAAGUGCUUUAGGGGUCUGAAGUGGCCCUUUAACAAGUAAAACCUUAAAAUAACACUGAACAUUUAAACGCUUAAUGAAUUGAAAUAGGUUUGGCAUCACCAAUUAACUAUAUGUGCUAUUUUCUUUUUGUGCAAUUUAGUGAAUUAUGUUCCAAAUUUUAAAUUGCAUAACAAUAAUGACAAUAGGGAUUUAAAAAAAAAAAAAAAUAGAAUGGACUUAUAAGUGUAUUAUUAUUAUUAUUAUUGCCAUUUAUAGCUCCUAAUAAAACAAUCUAUGAAACUGCAAUCCAGUUCUGAAAUUUAUUUUAAACAAAAACAGAAAGCCUUUCAAACACAAGCGAUAAUUUUGCAGUUGUUUAAAAGGCAGACAAACAGAUCUAACAAAAAAAAAAAAAAAGGCAAUUCUGAGAAGUACAAGGUCAAGAGGAGAAAUUUAAUUAGAAAUAACUAUAUUUCAACAUCAUACUCUGUAAACAUUUUCAAGAGCACCAUUCAAUAAAAUAAAUACUAAUGACCAAAUAUACUGUGUAUACACAGACACACACAAACAUUCACACAUUUUUUUUUCUAUGUUGAAUCCUGAACUAGUUUAAGAUAAAUAGAAGUAUCUUAUUCUAGCAGCUGCACAUUGACAAGGAUGUGGACUGUGGAUAUACUGUGUGUACUCCCUGUCUUUCGAUUGGAUUAUUUCCAUGUAGGGAGGUGAGCUACAGACCUUGGGAAAAAUCCUGCCCUCUAUGCACAGACAACAUCUAUCAGCCUGCACUGAGCUGGAACAUGGAACUUAGGAGCUCGGCUACAAAGGAUACGCUCAAAGGACACCGCAGCAGGCAUUGUGAAUUCCAUCAUUCUACGCAGUUUACUGCUGCAAAAAUAACACCUAUGGGAAGAUAUAUUAAACCAGAAAAUAUUCUGCACUGAAAAAUGACCUCUAAAUAGACUCACGCAGAGAUUUUCUCAUAUUUGGGAAAUGUGUGCCUCUUACACUGCUUAAUGGUCACUAAAUCUUCCCUUUAACAAGAAGUAUAUGCCAAGUGAUGAUAAAAGGGGCACUUUAUGGAACAGGUUGUGAAGAUUCGAUUUGAACAGAUAUUAAGUUCUCGUCAGUAAUGAAGAAAGCCUUCUGGAAGAAUGGGCUCAUGGAGAAUCUCUGAUCACAAACUAGUUUAAAUUCUCACUGAUGCUAAGGACAUAGAGACAUCCUCAGCAGGGAAAAUAUAGCGUCCGUCUCGUCUGUGAGAACUGAGUGAGUUUAAUUGGGUUUUAACUGAUAUUCUUUGCUCUAAGUCGUUCUGUAUGUUCUUCUCCCAUGGGGACAAUUUUAAAGGCAAAGGGGAUAUCAGUCGUUAUUAUAUGGAUGAAUAGAAUGACUAUCAAGAGACAAGGAUAGACUAGCGUCGAUGUAAUUUUUCUCAGAAUCUCAUCAGAUCAAGGUAAGAUGAAGUUUGUGUGUGAAUGCGCUUACCGUGCAUGUUAACAAUGUAACAAUAUGCAGACAGGCACUUGUAGAAUUGCAGUUAACUUCAACACACAGCUGGGUUUCCUCAAUGUCAUAAAUUAGCUUAAAACAUAUACAUUAAAACACAGAAUGUAAAAAGAAUACUCCUAUGUGCAGCAAUGGAAUAGUAUGGGUUUACAAACAUACUUGGUUUACACAUAUGGUGCUGCAAAGGACAAUAUUGCAUUACAGUAAAUGAUCUACCUGAUCACUUGAGCAGAUCGUCGUUUAACGUUUGGAGUGCCAGGACAGAUAUGAUUAGAAAAUGGGCAGGUACAUUUUGAGAUAUUUUCUUUCUCUUAUUUAACGGUGUAUUCUUGAGGAUUGUGUACGAUUUAUUACAGGAAAACAAUAUAUUGCUUUUCAGAGGACAGAAUUUUUUUUGAUGCGUUACCUAUAUACAACAUGAUUUGAUGUGAAUUAAAAAUGUUGUUUUGUCAGUCUUGCCUCCAUGAAUUAUAACACAAUAGGUGCAUCUAAAGGCAAACCUUUGCUAAACCUAACACACUAACCCUAGGUUUACAAUUACAGUUCUUUAUAUAAUGCCAACACAUUCUGAGCUAAAUGAAACACCAACCCUACUACUAAGCCUAGGGCAGAGCUAGGUAAUCUCAUGCUUGCUGCCUUGCCAGCAUUAUGGCUGUAAGAGCAUUAAUGGAGAUGUCCACAACAUCUGGAAUAUGGAUGGCUGUCAACCCCUGCUCUAUGGGUAGAUUUACCUAAUCCUAACACCACAGUAGGAUUAUGGUCACUAUUUAUUGAACGGAUGGGAGGAAGUGGAGUCUAAAGUGAUGUUGGUGCCCUGGUAAUUAUUGAAGCACCAACAUCACAAUAACCAUAGCGAUGCUCCCCGCAAUGCUAUGGAGGACACCUUUCAUGGCCUGCUUUGUGUAACCUUGGGAACAUCUUGUAUUUUAUAUGGGUCCCCCCACGGCUAAAAGCAGUAGCAUGGACAUGAUUUGCAAUGAUCAAUCUUUCACUAAAGUGAAAAUUCCCUGACAUUCUGAAUUUCAGUCCACAAUAGCCAAGUCAGCUCUGCGUCCAGUUUAGCUACUUUGGAAUAAAAUCUGAAAUUACUUUUAAUUCACACUUUGGGGACUGUGUGCUCUACAGCCAACUAGAGUCAUAGGGCAGCAAGUGACGGUUGGGGGGCAACCUUGAAGUUAAGGGAAGGUCUUCCAUACAUGCAGGGGAUUUUUAAUCCUGUAUUGCAAGGCAACAUGUAUGCUAUGAGGUUGACUUUUAAAGCCUACAUUAUUAGCCAAUAGCCACGUAAAGGAUAUGUGGUCACUACUCAAAGGGUCAAACACCUUAUUGAACAACGUGAUAUCACACUCAAACUUACUCAACCCAACCCCCAACUGGAGUCAGCUACAACUUACUUGCUUUAAUUUUCAUAGAGGAGAGCAAGCAAAGGAGGAGGUAUGUUGCCCUGGUAACAGGCUCCUCCUUCACCUGGGAUCUGUUGUGAAACACCAGACUAGAAGGGUCUGUGAGUAUGAGUGUGUGAAUGAGUAAGUGGGAGUGGGUGAAUGAGUGAGUGGGAGUGUGUGUGUGGAGGAGAGGAAUGUAAGAGAGAUUUAGAUCUAUAGUUGGCUUAGUGUUUUAAGAGUUGCAUGGCUGAGCAGCUUUGGAACCAUAAAUAAUUAAAUUUUAGUUUUUAAAAUAUCUAACUAUGUAAAAAAAUAAAUUAAAAAAAUUAAUGUGAUAUAAAACAUACAAAGGGGGUGAAAUGUGUGUUAUUGGUAAAUAAUGCCAUUUUGGGAUUUUGAGAACAUCCAUAAAACAUGCAGCCUUUGCUUGUAUUCUAUAUAGUUAUAAGAACCCCUCAAUUUCAUUAUAUUCCCUUAUGUUAAUGUAUUCUCCAUGUUAUGUUCCUAGCAAUGCAACAACAUGUGUCCUCAUGGGAGUAAGAAAAAUAUAUCUAUUCUGUGACAGCAUAUAAAAUAAUAGGAUAGCACAAUUAACCCCAUAAUAGAGCACAUAAUUAUAUCAUUAUUAUUACAACAACAUGCCGAUCAAGUUAACAAAUUACAAUAAACACAGAGCAUAUUGGUGUCAAUAAGUGUGCAGCUUUUUCCAGUGACAAUAUAAAUAUAUGACAAAAUGAUGUAUAAGUACUACUAUGAAAGACAUGAAAUAAUGUAACACUAUUACUAUCAAAGAAAAGAAAUAGAGAAAAUAAAACUGAAUAAAUUGUAACAUCAUACAAUAGUGACAGCCAGUGCAGUAAAACAUAAAAGCAAUAUAAGGUGUAAAACACAAAACUAACGUGUAUUAAUAUGACAGUAAUAGCAAUAUACAUACAAGCAUGUGACAGUGUGAACAAUGGAAUAAGAACAGUAGAGAAGAUGCACAGUUUACUCUUUCACAAAUAUAUUCACUUGCAAACUUUGUUGUGUUUGUUUGCGACAUGUUUUGUCACAUCAAAAUAGAUGCAACGCUAAACUCGAAUCCCAACCUUAUCCAAAAUUUAUAAUCCUAAUUUUAACUCUACUUUUGUCUCUAAACUGGAUUUACAUGCCAAAUGCCUGUGGACAUAGAAUUCCCAGUGCCCCUGUGUAACCUCGUCCCUCAAAAAAUUUAAACAAAAUUCAGGUAGCGUAAAUUUAAUGCAGUUAAAUACUGGAUAUUGUAUACAUAAAACAUCUGGAAAAUAAAUCCAUAUUUUUAAACUGCAGAUGUAUUCACUUUUGUGUCUUUCGUGCUUGUAGAGCGUUGUUGUUGUGUGUAGUAUGAGUAUAUGUGCAUUUGUGUGAGUGAAAAUGUAUGUGUCUAGAUUUCUGUAUUGUUGGGUAUAUUGUUUUUGUUGUUAUUGUAUUGUUGGGUAUAUUGUUGUGUAGUUGGUGUUUGCAUGUAUGUGUUUCUGGGUAGCACGACUGUAUGUGCGUGGGGUGCAGCAUGAAGAAGUACCAGUAAGGGGUUUAACGUAUAAGUAUUCCUGUCAGAGAUUUUUACCCUGGAUUUCUUUCCUUUUUCACUCAAUGGCUUAUGUUAUUUUUCUGUUUUAAGUACUUCAUAAUAAAGUAAUCAAAUUUAAUGUGAUCUUGGGUUUGCCUGAAUAUUUUCCAUUUUAUGACCUGAUUUGUAGGGAUAGAAAAGUGUUAAAGUCGGUGUUAAAUUAAAUCAUGUGUCUAGUUUUUUUUUAAGGAUUAUGGGUUUAGGGUUAGAUUUAACAUUUAGUAUUAGGGAACAGAUGCGUUUAUGGUUUAACAGGGGUCAGACUUCUUAAACUUCUAAUUUCAGCAGGAAUGGAGCUCACAGACAAAACUAUCCCCCAUACUUGACCAUUUCACAGUGCCUCUGUUCGUGUCCACUUAACCUAGGAAACCUAGGUUGCACUGUGUUAAAUAAAGACUGACAUACAUAAACUCCUACGUCUGUCAUCAAUAUUAAUAAAGAUUAAAAUUAAGAAUGACAUACAUAAGUUCCUAUGUAUGUCAUCAAUAUAAAGGAUACAAAUUAAUCCACUAAACUGGGAAAUGUAAGUAAUUGAUAGUAGUGUUGACAUUUGAAUGCAGGGGUGUGUUGUGUGUAGUGUUGGAAUGUGAAUGCUGUGGUGCAUGCACAUAUACCCACGCAUUGCCACACACACAGACAUUUAAAUAUAUAUUACGCACAGACACACAAUCAUAUCAAGUAAUAAUUUCUGUAUUUUUAGCCACCAUCUUGGUUCCAUAAUGUUUGGGUGCUGGCUUCCCUGUAGUGCAGUGGGACCAUGCUGCAGCAAUUGUUGUCUGAGGCUGGUUCUCCAGGAUCUCUCAGCCUGCACUCCCCCCUACUCCUCCAUUCUCUUGUGCCCCCUUAGCAGAUCUCUGUAAACUCGGAGGAAGUGACCUCCUAUUUCCUCCAACAAUGCAGCCCAAACUGCCAAUCUGAAAAUGGCCAAGUCAUGCUAUUAAAGUGCCCAACUGGCCCCUGAUCAGAGAUGCCCAUCGGGUUGAGAGAACCAUCUGAUGGGCUCCUCUAGCUUGCCAUUUCCACCACUGGACUUACAGAUAGGGAUAUGCACUAAUCUAAUAAUUGUCUGGAAAAUGACCAGGGAACAAUUGAGUUUAAAAUUGUCAAACUUGAAACAUAAACCGAUUUAAAGAAUUUUAAGAUUUUGGCUAUUUUAACCUAAAAUCUUAAUUUCCUAGUUUAGUUCCCAAUGACUCUUAGUUUGUGAAUAACACAGAUAGCAUAAAACUAAGUUUUGCUAUGUAACAAUCUAUUCUAUCAUUGUAGGUUUAGUGAAGCUUUUUUUGUGUAGGCUCUAUCUUUUUUAUGAGAGAACCUGUGCAGUAGAAAUACAAACAUGGUGUUUUCUAACUCGCUGGAUAACUUCAUUAAUGUUUUUUUCAAUGAUUAAAUGACUUGUAAUUGAUUCACUACUUAUUCAAUAAAAAUCUUGUUGGGCAUUGAACGUGAACAGUACUUCCCAUGAAAAUAGUAUAAAGGCCAUGCGUAAACACAUUCUCUUCUACAUUAGGGUCUUUCGCUAACUGUAUUCUGAAUAUAUAGAUUGCUAUUGCUAUUGUUAAAUGUAAAAAAAAAAAACCAUUAAUGUUACAUGGAAGUAAUAGAUAUUGAACAGGAAGAUGUUAUAAUUUAUCUUUUUUUUAAGCUUGUUUUAUGGAUGAACAUAUGCUUUUUAUGUUAUGCAGGUAGAAGUCAUGAUGAAGACUAUUUCUAGUGGGAGCUGUACACUCAGUGUCCCGUCCAAAAACUCCUAUCGCAUGGUUGUGCUUGGAGCCUCCAGAGUGGGUAAAAGUUCAAUUGUGUCACGUUUCUUGAAUGGGCGAUUUGAAGAUCAGUACACACCAACCAUCGAGGAUUUCCACAGAAAGCUCUAUAAUAUAAAAGGAGAAAUGUACCAGCUGGACAUCCUAGAUACUUCGGGGAACCAUCCCUUCCCAGCUACAAGAAGGUUGUCAAUAUUGACGGGUAAGAUUAUGGACUAAUUUAUGGCCUUCAAAGCACAUUCCCAGUGUUGCAGAAAUUAAUACUGUGUUACACUGUGAGAUAUUAUAUUUAGAGAUCUGCAAACUAAAACAUUAGGGGAUAUUUAUCAAAGUGUUCUAUAAUGUGAUGGUUAAAGUAUGUUAUUAUUUUGAUUAUAUAUAUUAAAGUGUUCUACAAUAUGAUCUAAAAAGAGAGGGUAUAGUUUAUUGCAAAAUCUUCUGUAUCCACUCCAGAAGACCACCAAAUCUAGAGUGGUGGAAAGCAAGAGAAGUGAAAGACAAAAAAAAAGUAGUGGAAAAAAAAAAGAAAUAAUGGUUAACGUACAAAAAAAGCCACGGAUGAAAGAAUUGCUCCAAAAAUUUGCAGAAAAUGAGAUGUCAAAUUGUUAGCAACUGAUAAAUCUCCCUUUCUAUGUUCUUUAAUGGAAGAACAUUUUAUAGUGAAAGGCAAUGCUCCAAAGCUGGAGUAUUUUGUAUCACAAAUAAAUAGUAUAAUUCAAAGUUAUUUCAAUCUACAAAGAAAGUUGUAUUUCACUAGAAUAAAAAAAUGCAGUCACAAUAAUACAUUCAGGGUCAUUUUUAUGUCUAUUUAGCUUAGAAAACAACACCAAUACUCCGUUCUUUACGGUUAACCUAGUUCACCCAAGUGUUUUUAUUUAACACUUUUCACCUUACAAUAAGGUAUAACUUUGUUCACAGUAUGUCACAUCAUGUGAACUAUAUUAAAUUGGAAAUUAUGGCCUUCUAAAAAUUAGCUAAACUUAGAUACAGACUAUACUAAAUAGCAACAUGUUUUAUAUUUGAUGUCAAAUGUUAUUAAUAGUAAAAUCUAAAAGUCAUAACAGAAUUCCUUUUAGAAUUAAUUUUGGAUCCCAUUCUAUGAUAGAUAAAUUACUACCUGAAAGAAACGGCUCAAAAAGAAAUUUAUCUAAUUUUCCUUAGUGUAUGUUCUUCUGCAAACUUUUUUUUUUUUUUUUAAUAUAUUUUUUUAUUAUUUUCGGUGCAUGCCAUUGAACAUGUAUGCCAAGUAUGUAGCGUAAAACAAGGAGACACACAGGUCUCGGGUAGAAAUGGCAAAAAGAAAGCAAUGGUUCAGUACAGUGUGGGCUCGCAGGCCCCUGUUUCAGUGGAAAGCUUUUUUGGCUCGCAGGCCUCAGUCAUGGCCCCUACCAGGAAUGGGGGCAAUCAAAACUAUCGCUGGAGUCAGACCUCCUAACUAUCAAGCACAUGACUCCUUCUUUCCCCGAAUAACCUAGCGUAGCCGCUCUUUUAACUCUUGUAGAAAAAGUGUUUCUCAUAUAAUUCUUCUAACGAAUGCCCAAAAACCAAGUGUGUCCAUGUAUAUUUUUAUGCGUCUCAUGGUAAAGAAGGCAUUGGGUUUGAUUGUGCACAUUGUCAAUUCGAAUUGAUGUAAGCUAUCGUGAGACCCGCUAGUCUCUUGCUUGUGUUCGUAUUGGCGGCUUGUGGGCCCAUGGUAGGUAGCAAUCUUUCGAGUAAGGUAUGGGGGCAUCGGAUGUUGUGUGUUAUGUCCGAUGGGUUGUGUUCUGCCCACGUGUCGUAGGUCAGUUAUCUGUCUUCAGGAGUCAGUGUGUGGAUAUGGCCCUGCUGACGGCAGUGGCGUGCCUUUGUAUUUUUUUUGUUUUUCCCCAUAUCCCUGCGUGUCCCAGUUCUGGUUCUGAUAGGCUAUGUGGGUUCGGGUUCAGUGGUGCUGUUCCCUGUACCUCCCAUUGGUGGUAUUCCGUUGGGCUUGUGUAUUCGUGUGCCUUGUUCUUGUCUGCUGAUGUGUAGUGUUGGGGGGGGGGGAUUUAGGGUUAAGGGGUGUCUGGGGAGGGGGGGGUGCGUCUCUGUCUGGGUCGCGUCUGUCCAGUUCGUCUUCUAUUUUGUCGAGCUAUGCGGCCUCGCCUCCUCGUCGUCUACGUGUCGUAUUUGAGUCUAUUUGUGAAUUUUGCCUUAGUUGUGGUCAGUAUCCAGUGGGUCCAGAUUCCCGAGUACCUGUCUGGGGGAUUGGAUGUGUUCAUGAUGAGUUCCUCCAUGGUUCUUAGUUCCUCCAUUUGGGUGAACCAAGUUGUCAACUGGGGCGUUAUUGUUUUGCAUCCAGAAUUGAGGGAUCACUUGUUUGGCUACAUUUAAGAUUCUGAUGGUGAGUGAGUGUUUAUAUUGGGAUCUAGGCGACUUUGUAUGGUGUAGGAGCAUGUUUUCAGGGAGGAAGGGAGGUGGCGCGUCAGAGAAAGUUUUGAGAAAGCCAUGUAUGCCCCGCCAGAAGGGCUGUAUGGCCUCGCACUCCCACCAUAAGUGGAGCACGGUGCCGGCUUCCUUAUUGCACCUCCAGCAGAGGUCCGUGUGUUCCGGGUCUAUGGCAUGGAAUACGGCGGGGGUGCGAUACCAGUUUGUCAGCAGUUUAAACGCCGUAUCCUGCUUCCUGCUUCCUGCUGAAGACUGAGCAGUGAUGCGUUAAGUAGCAUAUCUUCUCCCAUUCUCCAUCCUUGAAAGUUCUCCCCAGUGUUUGUUCCCAUCUCCCCAUGAAUUUGGGUUUCUCCGUUGGAGUUUCCCUUUGUAGCAUGGAGUAAAUGAGUGAGAUCCCGUGCAGUUGUGGGUCUGGUCCAUACACAGUCUUUCAAAUGUGGUGGGGUCCCGUUCCCGUGCUAUGCCCCCCAGGAGAGUAUGGACAUAACUCUGUAGCUGUCUGUAUUUGAGGUGUUGUAAUAGGGUGGGGGUUGAGCCCUCUAAUAGGGUCGGGAGUGUUUUGCAGUGCGUUCCGUCGAGGAGGUGGUGUAGUCUAGGUGUCUUGUGUCGGAGUAGGUCUCUGAAUGCGUUGGGAUCUAGGCCCGAUGGGAAACUGUCAUUGUGCGUGAGUGGGAGCAGGGGGGACGGAAAUGGCGCUAGCCUGCAUCUCUUUGCUACCCUCCCCCACGCCCGCAGUGUUGCAGUCGUGUAGGGUGAGCCCAUUCCUCCGGUCCCUUCGCUCCCCUGCCAUGGUAGGGUGGACAGCGGUUUCCCAGCUUCCGUUUCCUCUAUUUCUUUCCACCUCUUGAACACUCUCUCUUUUGUCCACUCCAUAAUUCUUUGGAGGUGGCAGGAUUCAAGGUGAAGUCAUGCAUAGCCAGUCCCUCCCUGUCUUUGGGUAGCGUCAGUGCGGUCAUCUUAACUCUCGGUCCUCUAUGAUCCCAUACGUAUUUCCCUGUUGUCUGUCUCAGGGUAUGAAAAAAUGCUCUAGGGAUGAUUAUGGGUAGGGCUUGCAUGAGGUAAAGCAGGCGUGGGAGCAGGUUCAUUUUUAUUACCUGUAUCCUGCCUAGCCAUGUUAUGUGUGGGUAUGCCCAGUCCGACAGGUUUUUCCGGAACCUAUCUAAUAGAGGGAGGAAAUUUUCUCUGUAUAGAUCAUUUUCCCUCUUCGUCAGCCAUGUGCCUAAGUACUGUAUCUUGUGUUGCAUCCAUUGGAAUGUGUGGCUCUGCUUCAGGGGGGUGACUCUGUGUUCGGGUAUACUAACAUUCAGGAUGUAGGAUUUUGUGCAGUUAAUUUUAAGGUUGGAUAUCUCCCCUAAGGUCCUGAAGGCCUUCAGGACAUUCGGGAGGGAGACCUCUGGAUUGGUGAUGAAGAAGAGGAGGUCGUCUGCAUAUGCCGCAACCUUGUGUUGCAGGUCUAUAUUUCCAAUACCCUUAAUAGCUGCGUCGUGUUGUAUGUGCGUCAAGAAGGGCUCGAGUGUCAGCACGAAGAGCAGGGGGGACAGAGGGCACCCCUGCCUUGUGCCGUUUUUUAUGGGGAAUUCAUUUGUCAGGGCUCCGUUUACGAUAACGUGGGUGGUAGGCCCAUCAUACAGUGCCUCUACCCAUCUCCGGAAAUGCGGUCCCAGCCCGGUGUGUGUCAGUGUGUAAAACAUGUAUUGCCAGUCGACUCUGUCGAAGGCCUUCUCUGUGUCCGUGGACAGCAGCAGAACUCCUUCGUCUCCGCCUUUACGUCUGUGCAUGAGCGUCAACGCUCAGAUUGUGUUGUCUCUAGCCUCACGUCCCAUGACGAAACCCACCUGGUCCAGGUGUAUUAGUGUGGGGAUGUGUGUUUGGAGUUUGACAUCGCAGUUGAUGAGCGAGAUGGGUCUGUAGUUCCCACAGUGUUCCCUGUCCUUUCCCUCCUUCGGGAUAAGGGCGAUAUGCGCCAUCUGUGAUUGUUUUGGAAGGCGAUGCCCUUCCCUCAGUGCGUUCAGUGCGUCUAGGAGAGGGGAAUACAGGUGUUCUGCAAACAUUUUGUAAUACUUUAGUGGUAGCCUGUCCGGGCCUGGGCUUUUACCUUGUUUUGUCACUUUAAUGGCCUGAGCCUGUCCGGAGAAGGUGUCCCAUCGGGGGUUGAGUGCCACGUUUAGGUCCCCCCCCCACUAUGAGGAUUCCCUCCGUGAAGGGCUGUAGUUUCUUCAGUGUGCGUGCCAGGAAUUUGUAUUGUCGGUUGUUUGGGGCGUAGAUGUUUGCGAACGUGUAGUCCUGUCCUGCAAUUGAGCCUUUGAGGAAAAGCAAUCUACCCUCCCUGUCCGUCAUCUGUCCCGUUUCUAUAAAAGGUAUCUUUUUGUUAACUAGGAUGGCCGUGCCUCUCGACCUCCCUGCGUGGUAGUCGCUGUAGUAUCCCAUCGGGUAGUGAUGGUUAGUCAUUUUGGGCCUAGACCCUUCCUUAAAGUGUGUCUCCUGAAGAAAGACUACCAAGGCUCGUUUGGCGUGGAAGUCUCUCAGCGCUCCUGAGCGCUUCUCCAGUUUGUUGAGGCCUCUGGCAUUUAUGGAGAGGACAGUGAGACAGUCCGGCACUAGCGUCUUAGCGUCCAUAUGCGGGGGCGGACGUGUCAUUCGUUCUUAAAGUCACGGUCCAGUCCGGGGUUCAUAGGGUGUAUGGGUCCGUCAGUUACAGGUUGGGUGGGGGUCUUAGGGUGGAGGAGGGUUAGGGGGUUUGAGAUGUGUGUUUAUGUGUUCUCGUCACUUACGGAGUGAUGGUGAAGUGUCAGCGACGGGGAGCGAUCAACCCCGCGGCCACCUGUGAUCCGCGGUUUCUACUCACCUUUCUUAGGUCGCUGCACCCUAUGGGGCUGUAAAAGGAAGCCAAAGGACUCCGGGUGGUACCAGUCCUCCCCGUGUCCGCGUGUAUGUCAGUGGUUGGUGUGUACCUGUGUUGCGUGUUUCGGCCUGUUCGAUCCGUGUGGGUCCCCUGUCGGCUCUGUUAGUUAGGUUCGAAUCGUUAUUGAGAUCCUCAUCAGUGGAGCUCAUAUUUGUUGGGCUCCGAGUGGUAGGUCAGAGAUCAAUUGUACAACAGAACAAUGAAGCAAUAAAGCAAAACAUAUCUUUCAGAACAUUAACCUGCAAUCCUGCUAAUAUUGUGCAGUCGCAUGCAUCAUAACUCAUUAUAUUCAUGUCUGUGCGCCUAGCCCUCCGUCCUACUUUCUUCCCCCUCUGGCUCCUGCGCCCCAGCCCCAGUACGGGUCCCUCGUCUCCUUUAGGUGGGGGCUUACCCCCUCCCCCUUCCAGCCCUCCUCUCGUGCUGCCCUCUAUCCCCGUCGUGAUUCAGGUCCGUGUUUGGAAUGAGUGGUGCGCUGGUGGCAACGGCCUGGUAUGAGUGAGCCUGGGGGGCCCUAUCUUGCCUUGUGGGUCUCUAACGAGUGUAUCUGUGGGUCGGUGGCCUUGAUCUCCCUUCUGAAGCGCCUUCCCCUUCUCUUCUCUUCCCCCUCCCGCUCGUUCCCCGUGUGUGAGUUAGUCCCCCCAGCGGGGCCCGCCCCCUGCUCGGCUGGGUCAUCACAGGGCGGCCAAGGCCCCAGCGGCGAGGCCCAGUCCUAAAUAAGUGCCGGUGCACCCCCCCUUGCCCUUCGAUCCAUCUCCCCCCCGGUAAUGGCCGCGGUGUAUAUGCCGAGGGCGGGGUCGGUGCUUCCCAAGAGCGGUCCCUCUUUGGUGGGUUUUUGCACUGAGUGCGGGCAUGUACUAUCAGGGCCCCCUCCCCUCCGUGUCGCCAACUUGUGGGGUUGUGUUGUGGGAGCUCACCCUGUGUUAUAAGUAUACAGGCUUACUGUCAUGCUCGGGGGAGUGCAACGGCCCCUGUGGAAAAAGCUUGCUCCCAUCUAGUAUAGACACUCAGAGGUGCCUAUACUCUCAGAGGUGUGGGUCUGCUUGCGUGCCCCUUUUGUGUGCUUCCCCAGUUCCUCCCCCCCAACUAUGGUAACCAGGUGGACCCCCUCCUGUUCUCGCCCCCCCCUUCUCUCAGCCUGGCAUAGUAAGUGGUAGCAGUCCUGAUCCCCAAUAAGGGGGCUGGUACCCCUAUUGGAGAGUGAGUCCCGGUGUUUGGUACUUGCGGUUAUGUGCAGCGUCUGCUGGUAAUAGUCUUUUACGCCACCGUCCCCGAGGGCCGGGUGGCCUGUUGUCUGGUCCCUCUACUCCUGUGCUGUUGUGGCGGGAGCCCCUGGUUCAACGGCGGUGACAUGUAGAAGGUAAGGGGGUCCGGCUAUGUCAUAGUGAUGGGUGGAAGUUGUAGUUCCUUUUCCAGGUCGCUCAGAUCCUCCGGGUGUCAGACUGUGAAAGGUCCCUUUGUUGUGACGACCUGUAGCCCGGUCGGGAAGGUCCACCGAUACCUGAUUCUGUUGGACUGGAGAAUUCUCGUGAGGGGCCUCAUUGCUCUACGGUACGCCAGGGUGGCAGGUGAGAGAUCAGGGUACAGUUGUAUGUCUACUCCAUUCAGUGUCACCCUUUCUGUGCUUCGCGCUUUCUGUAGGAUUUCUUUCUUUAGUCGGAAACUGGCCAGGCAACAAAUAGUGUCCCUUGGAGGAGCCUCCGGUGGGCCCCUGGGUCUCAGUGCCCGGUGAGCUCUGAAAAACUCAAUGUCGGUGGUCGCUGGGUGGACCAGGAUCUUAUUGAACAUUUCUUUGAGGGUAUCAGUUAUCGGCGUGGAUUUAUCCAGGUCUUCUGGGAUGCCGCGCACCCUUAUGUUUUGGCGCCUGCCACGGUUGUCCAGAUCCUCCAUGUGUAGGGCAAUUUGUCUCAUUUGCGUUGUGCGGUGGUAGAUCGCGUCAGUGUUUGCAGACUGGGCGGAGGACAGGUGGUCACAGUCUGCUUCCAGUUGCGAUACUUUGGUAUGUAGGUCCUGGAUGUCCUCCCGGAGGGAAUGCAGUUCCGCUGUGAUGGAGGCUCGUAGCUCCGAGUUAGCCUCCUUCAGGUCCUCGUUGGGAGUGCCUGGAUCAACUGUACCCAGUCUGGUUGGGGGCCCGGGGAGGUCUGGGCCUGCAUCGUCUGGCGGCCUCCUCGUGGCGACGCUGGGCGCGAAACGUCGUCAGGCUCCAAGGCGGUGGAGGCCCGCGCGGACGUGUCAGUGGGAUUCACUAGGAAUUGCCGCAACGAGACUGCAGCUGUGCCCUUUGGCGUGUCUGUUGGCUUGGUUGUGUGCGGUGCCCGGUGGGUUUUGCCCAUAUUUGCCUGGUUGUCAGGUGCCGUGAUGAGGAUUUGAGCUGAGCCUCUUGGGGAGCUCCGGGUUUACGCCGCCAUCUAUCUCGGCUUCCAAGCCACGCCCGCCUCUUGGCUCUUCUGCAAACCUUUUGAUGGUCCAUAAUAAAAUGGUUUUGCAUUACUGAGCAUGUCUGGUACAUUAUUGAAAAGAAACCUUGCAUAUGAGUGAAAACAUUACUGAAAGCAUACUGAAACUGUACUGUAAACUCAGUAUACAUCAGCCACCCAUUUUCCUCAAUAUGUAGCACACUUGGUGUACUUUAAUUUACACUAUCAAUAUUUUUUGAAGUCAUUUUAUAUUUUGGAUAAUCUUUUUUAAAAAUUAAAAGGUUUUCAAAGUAUUAAAAUAUAAAAAAUAUAUAAUACAUGAAAUAUAUAAGAAAAUAUCAAAAUAUAUCCUAAAAUAUAAAAUAAUUUCAAUAGAUUAAAAUUCUUUUAAUCAAUUACUGUUACAUUAUACAAAAAAAGAAAUAUAUUCCUUAAUGCUGCAAAAAGUGACAGAUUUCUCAGAUAUCUGCAUCACUCUGAAUAACCAAAUCAUUAUAAAUAAUAACAAUAUCUUCUGUAUAUUUGCUGAAAAUGCCGCCAGACCUUUCUAAAGUUUAACCCCUUAAGGACACAUGACAUGUGUGACAUGUCAUGAUUCCCUUUUAUUCCAGAAGUUUGGUCCUUAAGGGGUUAAGCAGCCUGAAUGUUGCUGGGUGCAGUGUUCUGGACUUCCAUAUAGGAUUGCAAGGUCCACCAUGUUUUUAUGGACCCACAAAAUGUAUUCCCUCACUCCAUUAAAUCGUGUUAAAGUUUUUCUUUGUUAAGGCAACAUUGACACUCCAUGAUGUCUCAGGCUUCUACAAAGAACUGCGUACGUAUAUACCACUGCGUGAGUUUAAUGUUAUUUAUGUAAAUCAAAAAUAGAAAAAUGAAUGAUUUUGCUUUUUAAAUGAACAGCACAAGAAUUUGUAAUUAGGUGUUCGGUUGUGCAGAAUGGUCACAAGAGACAGUUCUUCUUUAAGAGGAAACAAACUAACUUUAACUCUUUCACAGAAAUACAAUUCAGUGCAGUAUACAGUGCAUAAUAAUAUAUAAUAAUGUACAAUUAAUUAGCAGUAGUGAGUAUUAGCUAUAUAAUGCAAAUUAAUUUGCAUUGUCAUAUUUGGGGAAAAUGAAAUCAUCCAAAUAUACCACAGAAUUUUCCAAGAGAUCACAGGUUUAAAAUAAAUUAAUACAGAAAAUUCUGUAAGAAAAAUAAAGUAAACACUGUAGCCUAUCUAGAGUAACCAUAUAAUCCUUUAACAUAUUACAAUUCUGCUUUGCAUUAUUCAGACUCAUUCAAAUUUCACUGUGUCUAAAGUUACACAGAAAAGGAAGAAACUUUGUCUAAACAAUGAGCUUAAUAUCUCUUAUCGAAAAUGCCAACAACAAAAAGAUAUUAAACAAAUUUCAUAUAAUCGUAUCAUACUUUUUUUUUUUUAACUCCCCCUCCUGACUCUAAUACAUCUAAUAGCCCCCCUGGUUGCCCCCAAAUGCCCCUAAGCCCCAUAUUACCUAUAUUUAAUGUUUAUUUUCUGCCCGGACCUAGGUCCUGGGCGCCGCCAUCUUUGUGUUGGUAGAUUAAGUCCUUGUGGGACACGUCACCUACCCGCACUAGAUAGCGCUGUGAGAUUCCUGCGCAUUCCCGUUAUUCCGAUGGGAAUUUCGACCAUUCAUUCAUCAGAAAGAUGAAUGAAUAGAAAUUUAAACUAACAAACAAAACGAAUGCUGGGGAUUAGUGAAAUGAAGCAUUGCGAGAUCAGGUGAGAAUUGUGGGAAAAUUCCUUUGACCGCGAGAAGUGGGUCAAACCUGGUCAAGCGUAGGAAACCUCCAUAAGACAAAGUAGUCCCUACUUUGUCCUAUGUUUUAAAGAAAACUAGAGCAGACAUGAAGAAAAGAAGAACAGAUCCUGAGAGAGGGAGAGAAGAGGAAGCGAUUGGGGAAAGGUAAGUUCGACAUGACAGUGCCGCUUUAAAGACAUUUUCCAGUUAAUUAUUAUUAAUUAGUAUACAUCAUUCUUCAUGCAGACACAUGAUAUUUUAAAAAUACAUGCAUACAUACAGUUGCAAGAAAAAGUAUGUGAACCCUUUGGAAUGAUAUGGAUUUCUGCACAAAUUGGUCAUAAAAUGUGAUCUGAUCAUCAUCUAAGUCACAACAAUAGACAAUCACAGUCUGCUUAAACUAAUAACACACAAAGAAUGAAAUGUUGCCAUGUUUUUAUUGAACACACCAUGUAAACAUUCACAGUGCAGGUGGAAAAAGUAUGUGAACCCCUAGACUAAUGACAUCUCCAAGAGCUAAUUGGAGUGAGAUGUCAGCCAACUGGAGUCCAAUCAAUGAGAUGAGAUUGGAGGUGUUGGUUACAGCUGCCCUGCCCUAUAAAAGACACACACCAGUUCUGGGUUUGCUUUUCACAAGAAGCAUUGCCUGAUGUGAAUGAUGCCUCGCACAAAAGAGCUCUCAGAAGACCUACGAUUAAGAAUUGUUGACUUGCAUAAAGCUGGAAAGGGUUAUAAAAGUAUCUCCAAAAGCCUUGCUGUUCAUCAGUCCACGGUAAGACAAAUUGUCUAUAAAUGGAGAAAGUUCAGCACUGCUGCUACUCUCCCUAGGAGUGGCCGUCCUAUAAAGAUGACUGCAAGAGCACAGCGCAGACUGCUCAAUGAGGGAAAGAAGAAUCCUAGAGUGUCAGCUAAAGAAUUACAAAAGUCACUGGCAAAUGCUAACAUCCCUGUUAGCGAAUCUACAAUACGUAAAACACUAAACAAGAAUGGAUUUCAAGGGAGGAUACCACAGAGGAAGCCACUGCUGUCCAAACAAAACAUUGCUACACGUUUACAGUUUGCACAAGAGCACUUGGAUGUUCAACAGCAGUACUGGCAAAAUCUUCUGUGGACAGAUGAAACCAAAGUUGAGUUGUUUGGAAGAAACACACAACACUAUGUGUGGCAAAAAAAAGGCACAGCACACCAACAUCAAAACCUCAUCCCAACUGUGAAGUAUGGUGGUGGGGGCAUCAUGGUUUGGGGCUGCUUUGCUGCGUCAGGGCCUGGACGGAUUGCUAUCAUCGAAGGAAAAAUGAAUUCCCAAAUUUAUCAAGACAUUUUGCAGGAGAAAUUAAUGCCAUCUGUCUACCAGCUGAAGCUCAACAGAAGAUGGGUGUUGCAACAGGACAAUGACCCAAAGCAUAGAAGUAAAUCAACAGAAUGGCUUAAACAGAAGAAAAUACGCAUUCUGAAGUGGCCCAGUCAGAGUCCUGACCUCAACCCGAUUGAGAUGCUGUGGCAUAACCUCAAGAAAGCGAUUCACACCAGAUAUCCCAAGAAUAUUGCUGAACUGAAACAGUUCUGUAAAGAGGAAUGGUCAAGAAUUACUCCUGACUGUUGUGCACGUCUGAUCUGCAACUACAGGAAACGUUUGGUUGAAGUUAUUGCUGCCAAAGGAGGUUCAACCAGUUAUUAAAUCCAAGGAUUCACAUACUUUUUCCACCUGCACUGUGAAUGUUUACAUGGUGUGUUCAAUAUAAACAUGGCAACAUUUCAUUCUUUGUGUGUUAUUAGUUUAAGCAGACUGUGAUUGUCUAUUGUUGUGACUUAGAUGAUGAUCAGAUCACAUUUUAUGACCAAUUUGUGAAGAAAUCCAUAUCAUUCCAAAGGGUUCACAUACUUUUUCUUGCAACUGUAUAUAUCUAUGUAUCUACAAGUGUAUAUAUAUUUAUACACACACUAAGGUAGUACAAAAAUGGGUCAAGUCAAAUCCCUCUGAGGCCUCUGAGCUAUAAACAGAUUCCUGUUGCUUCAGUAAUGUUUUGUUCGUAAUUUUUUCUGGAAAAAAGGAAUUGGCAAGUACCCACCUAUGGUAUAACCAGAAAUCUCUGCAUUGUUGGCUUAAUAGUAAAGACAAAUAAAGAAAUAUCGUUUUGGGAUUUUUAGAAUGAUGUAAGGGCUCAAGAAGGGAAGAGAAGGGCAGUGUUUUGGGUGGAUUGCAGUGGUGGCUGGUGAAGAUAGUGGAGCACCAGACUCCUUCCCCAGAAUUGUACUCCUCCCUUUACAGUACAGAGAGCUGAGCAUAAUACAGAGAUGCUCAUAAAAUAAAACAAGCUGCACACAACAUAAAGAUAUCUAUGAAAUACAUAGACCUAAGCACAAUACAGGGAUAACCAUACUGCACCGAGAGCUGAGAAAAUAAUAGAGAUAUAGCACACAGAGUUGGGCGCAAUACAGAGAUACCUAUACAAUACACAGAACUGGGUAGAGUACAGAGAUACCCAUACAACAGGUAGAGCUGAGUAAAAUACAGAGAAAUAACAGAGACCUGGGCAUAAUAAGGAGAUACUCAUAACUAUCCCACAAAGCCAGAGCUCCAGCUCUCUCUAUAUAUCUUCCUAACCCUCUCUUUGCCCCCUCCUCAUGAUCUCCCCCUCGGUAGUGCUCCUGCUAGGAAAACUUUAGCCUUCUAUUAAAUAUUGCUGCUGUUAAGAAACAUGUCAGCUACUCCAUUAGUUCUCAACAAACAGUGUGCACAAUGUUAAAGCAUCAAAAUACCGAUAGACUCGAAUGAUGUCAGCUAUUCCUUACUCAUUAUUUGCUCUCAGCACACAGUGUACACAGGAUUAAAUCAGCAGGAUACUAAUAGACUCAUUACAUUUGCAGCUGGCAAUAUAAUUAAUCUGCAGUGGUAAUAUGGAUCCAGAAGUAGCUGACAUGGUAAAUAGAAUCAUGGCAUAUUAAAACAGAAUAAAAUAAGAAUCAGAUCAGUCCUCAGAGUCAAAGCCCCAGUCCUGCAGUUUGAAGCCCCACAAUUUUCAACUAGCCAGAACAUGAGUGACUGAGCACUUUAAAGAAGAUGGGAGUUAUUAAAGUAGGAAUUAUUAAACCUAUUUGUGACAGCCAGAACAAUGCUUUGUGCCAGAAUGCCCCCGCUCCCUCUGUCACCUGUGGGCUUCCCUGGCUUUAUAUAUAUUAUAUAUGUAAGUAAAUUCCUUUGCUUAUUCAGCCCUCAGGCAGUCACUGGGGCUAUUGGGGGGAGAGAAAAAAGAUAUAUGACACUCACAUUUGUGAGGGGCCUAGGACCUACUGUUGCUAUGCUUUCCUGGUACUGUUGGAGAGAUGGCUCCUUGCUUCUCUCUCCUGUGGGCACUGUAACACCGCCCUACUGCCCCUUGAGAGCCCAAUAGCAGGCAACCACUCAUGGGUAGCUUGUACUGACCCAGAAUAGAAACUCGAUUAAAAUUCUUGCAAUUCCUUCUCAAAGGACACAAGACAUGUGCAAAGCCUGCUGAACCAGGGCAGAUUUUAAACCUGGACCAUUUUUUGACAUGUCUAGAUGCUCUCAAGUGAGCUUCUCCAAACAGCUACUAACGAGGGAGCAAGGACCCUGCAGAGCUGAAACCUAUUACAGAAUUAAAGAGACACUAAUUAUUAACAAGGGGUCUGUGCAGAAGCCAAUAUUGUUGGAGUGGAUGAAUAGUCCACAACUGUGUCCUCAAAGGAGGCUGAGAUGUUUCCUUAAACUGUGGUGAUCGGAUUGCAUUGUCUGUUUCAUUGAAAGCUGCAAUAAAAUAGAAAUAAUCAAGUUUGGUACAGAAAUAUUGUGUAGAAAGUGAAAAUGAGCUAGGGUUUAAACAAAACGGGAAUUGCAGGGAAAUGGGAUUGCUGAAGAGCUUCUAUAUACCAGCAUGACUAAAUUCCUUGAAUCUAGCUCCUGUCAUUACGAAGCAGUGGCCCAACACGCAGAAUUAAUCAAAACAUGUAUCAAAUACAAACAGUAACAACACAUUACCGGGCCUUUGAAUGGCCGGAAUUAACGUAAUAGAAUAAACAGUAACGAGCCGGAGUCAGGAAUACAGAAAGGAACAAAUACGGAAAGAACAAAGCCAAAGGGUCAGGGAUAUCAGAAAUACGGGAAGUCAAGCCAGAAUCAGGAACACGCUCUCGCAUAACCAACAGGAUGGAAACCACGACAGGGCACUGAACAACUGCAUGUUUGAGUUUAAAUAACCCAGUUAAUCCUGCUAUUGGCUGAUUUGGGUCCCAUGACCCCAGAACGUGCGUGCACAGCAAAAAUGUGACACCGCAUGCAUGUUCACGUCACUAGUAACGUCAUUGGGGUGGCGUUUUUAUAUAGCGCCGCCUUUCAGUGGCCGGCAUCCUUCCUAACACUGGACCUGGACACUGAAUUACAAACUGCACGGAGGGAGAGGCUCUGGAGGUAAGGUUAAAACCCCUUCAGUGACUUACCCUUGGCACUGGUCAGGCUCUGCCUACUCUCCGCCUACUCUCCACGCACGCGCAUUAGACCUCCCCAUGGGAAAGCAUUAUUCAAUGCUUUCCUAUGGGCAUUUUGGCGAUUCUGGAAGUCCUCACAUAGCGUGAGGACUUCCAGCAUUGCUUUAAACACUUUUCAUGUUCUAAGAACACAGAAGUCCCUCGGUGAUCACUAGGAGCAUCGAAUGACAGAGGUACCCGGUCAGGGUGCCAGGCGGUCCAUCACAGUGUGUGAUCAUGAAGUUGAAAGAAAAAGGAAAAGAAAAAACACAAGUAUAACAUAACAGAAGUCACUGCAAUAGUAAGUGGUGAAGAAUAGAAGCUCGCUGCCACAUCCGAUACCACAGAUUGGCCUCCAUAGGUAAUACAUCCCAACGCCGAAGAUUGCUUCACCUCUUGUCCCAUCCUGGCAAUUGUAGCAAACAACAAGUGCAUGCCACGAGAUCUGCUUGGUUUGCCAGGCUGUUUUAUCACCUCAAGCUCGCGCCAUAGAGGGAGCCAUUGCAUUUUGUCUAGGGGCCUUCUCCAGCUGUAUGGUAGGACCUCUGGUCCGCAGAGGCUCCAAGAUUUGUGGCCUCCCUUGAGAGUGUGGGUGGCUUGGUGAAUGUGGCUACACAUGGGCACUGGUUGCAGUGAGGUAAGUGUGCCCAGUGGUUGACCGGAAUAUCCCCCCCGGUCCAGAGUGGGGGUUGCUUGGUGCCAAGCGGGAGAUUGGCCGCUUCCCCCAGCCAGUGGGUUGACUCCCCUCAGGUAGGCCUCAAGACCGGAUAGCAAAGUGUUGUGCUGCGAUUUUUGGGGCGCAAAGAGCCGACUUCAAUGUAGCAACAGGCUUCAUUUGAUUUUCUGUCAUCAGCAGCUUUUAUGCAUUUAAGGUCAAAUUAGGGCUUAUAAUGACCGAAGCUCCUAGAGAAUGCAUCCGGCCAUCGGAAACCCAGGCCCUGCCCCUCAAUUUUUCUGUGUGUUCAUACGAGAUGGGCUAGCCUUUGCUCCCCAUCUGCAUCAAUGAGCCUUGGGCACCCAUGACCAUGAUUCAGGUUUAUCGGUUUUCCUUCCUUGUACCACUUUUAAUAGGUACUAACCACUGCAUACCAUGAAUACCCUACAAGACUUGCAGUUUUGGAAAUGCUCUGGCCCAGUCAUCUAGCCAUCACUAUUUGGCUUUUGUCAAAGUCACUCUGAUAUUUUCACUUGCCCAUUUUUCUUGAUUCCAACACAUGAAAUUCAGGAUCUCACUGUUCACUUGCUGCCUUGCUGCUCCUUGACAGGUUUCAUUUUAACAAUAUAAUCAAUGCUAUUCUCUUCACCUGUUAGUGGUUUUAAUGUUGUGGCUGAUCAGUGUAGAUGAACAAACACAUUUACGUGAUUUUGAGUAAGGGGAGUUUAUUAUGGCGAGAUGAGUAUAUUUGUAGUUUAAAAUGUAUUAAUGCUAAUAUUGUAAUGUUAUUUAUGAAAAAAAAAAAGAGAAGAUCUAUCAAAGCGAUAGUAAAAUAUGCCUGACAGUCUUAUAACUCCUUAAUUCUUUAUGUAUAAAUAUAGAAAAUAUGCGUGUGUAUGUAAAAAGAUACUUCAAAUUUACUGUUGUUUUCAUCAUAUACAUAUCAUACCUUAGGAAAAGUCAAUCUUGGCCACAGCAAAUCAUCUCUCCCAGAAUGCUCUAUUUGAUAUGCAAAUGAGCACAUGGAUGAAGUAUAAAACAUGAUGCCUGUGGUGCAUAUUUAGCAGAGCAUUAUGCAAGAAUUUGGAUUUAUUUAAGGAUCACUAUAGUGUCAGGAAAACAAAGCAGGUUUCCUGACAUUAUAGUGCCCUGAGGGUGCCCCCACCCUCAGGGUCCCCCUCCCGUGGCGCUGAAGGGGUUAAACCCCCUUCAGCCACUUACCUUAUUCCAGCGCCGGGCUCCCCCGGCGCUGGUGACCUCUCCUCCCCCGCCGACGUCAGCUCCCCCGUCCGACAUCAGCGGAGCCGAAUGCGCAUGCUCGGCAAGUGCUGCGCGCGCAUUCAAAGUGUCCAUAGGAAAGCAUUUCUUAAUGCUUUCCUAUGGACGCUCUGCGCGAUGGAGGCUAAAUGUGCCUCCAGCGUCGCAGAUGCGCCUCUAGUGGCUGUCCGGAACACAGCCACUAGAGGCUGGAUUAACCCCAAAUGUAAACAUAGCAGUUUCUUUGAAACUGCUAUGUUUGCAUCUGAAGGGUUAAAACCUGAGGGACCUGGCACCCAGGCCACUUCAUUGAGCUGAAGUGGUCUGGGUGACUAUAGUGUCCCUUUAAUAUUAGCAUUGAUAUAGCUCCAACAUGUUCUGCAACGCUUUACAAUGAUAGAAAGUCCCUGCUCAAACGAGCUUACCAUGAGCAUAUGCGGUAGGAAUAUAUACAUCAUUAUGUACACUUACUGGUGAGGUGGUCUGACUGAGAUUUACAUCUGCUCUAACCAGGCAAUAUACUGUGAUAUAAUGAGAUUUUUUUUUCCAGAUUUGCUGUGCCCAAGACAGACUUUUCCCAAAGUCUGACAUGUGAUGUGUUGGUUAUGCACAACAAUACAUUUUGGAUUUGGAUCAAUCCGUGAGGACCUUUAUUUUGUUUUCAUCUCACAACAACUUUCUUUAGUGCUUAAAUAGUUAAAUUAUUAGAUAAUCAAGUUCUAGCUAUAGAGUACAGAGGGGUAUGUGCUGCUGAUUACAGAAAUAGAUAUUUCUCUACUCAAUGUUAAACAGUGAUGGAGUAUAAAUCAUUUAAUUCAACCAUCAAUGUGCUGUAUGUUCCACUUAAAUGUGUACACAAAAUUGAUACCUCUCAAUUUUUUCCAGGUGAUGUUUUCAUACUUGUGUUCAGCCUAGACAGCAGAGAUUCGUUUGAUGAAGUGAAGAGGCUGAGGAAGCAAAUUCUGGAAGUCAAGUCUUGUGUGAAGAACAAGACAAAAGAGACAGGAGACUUUCCAAUGAUGAUCUGUGGUAACAAGAGUGAUUGUGGUGAGCAUCAUCGCAAGGUGCAUACAGAAGAGGCGGAACAUCUGGUCUCUGGAGAUGAAAACUGUGCCUACUUUGAAAUAUCAGCAAAGAAAAACUCAAAUGUGGACAAGAUGUUUCAAGUCCUAUUCAGCAUGGCUAAACUUCCCAAUGAGAUGAGCCCAGCCCUUCAUCGUAAGAUAUCCAUGCAAUAUGGAGAUCCAUUCCAACAGAAGUCAUUUCGAUUAAGAAGGCUGAGAGAGAUGGGUGCUUAUGGCAUGGUGUCUCCUUCUGCUAGACGUCCCAGUGUCAACAGCGACCUCAAGUACAUCAAAGCUAAAGUGCUGGGAGAGGGUCAGGGACGAGAAAGAGAAAAAUGUACCAUCCAAUAAGAGUCCUCUAUAUCAUUGGCUCAUAAGCCAGUCCUCAAGGCACACUAACAGUAUAGGUUUUUCCAAUGUCUCCAUUGCAGCAGAAUUGGGAAUUGUGGAAAUUCUGGACUGUUGGUGUGCUUUUAGACUGGCUUGGGAGUCACUGUUCUAGAGCAAAGAGAUGUGCCUUUAGGGUCCUUGGAGGUAGAGCACCCACACAGGAUUUGAAAACAUUCUAUAUUUUUAUGGGAGUUAUUGUGAAAGGAAAGCCUCUAGAUUUGUACAUCAGCUUUAUGUAAUGAACUGAAGUUAGUGAGAUUUAAAAGCUUUAUGCAUGUUUCAUUUGCAUUUGCUCAGUUUUUUGCUGACAGAACCUGUCACUGUUAAAGGAUUUUCAAACAAAUGUAAAGUAACUGUCAAUACAUUGGCAUGUACAAUAAUCUGAAAACCAAGAUUCCAAGAAAAAUGUCUGAAAAGGUUUCCUAUACCUACCUUCACUUAUUGUUUUGAAUAUAACAAUGACCUUUCUGCAGGACGUAGAUACUUGAAUGAGGAAUAUACAAAACAUUAUCUAUUAAAUGAAAACUACAUUACUUUAUUACAUUUAUGUGGACAAAACUAUCCUAGUGAGAACCCACACUCACUAUUUGAAAUAACUUUAUAGCCUCACACAAAGAAGUCAUAACAACAGCAAAAUGACAAGAAAUAAGUUUAGCUACAAACCCUGUAUAGUAUAUAAUGUUGUUCUCAUUGGUUUAACUGCUUGGUUAAAAAUGGCUAGUGUGGUGUUUUAAUAAUUCUUUAGCACUUUGAUGUCAGCUUUUACUUUUCAUGUUUGAUUCCUUUUUGUCACUUUAGUUCUGGUUGACUAUAAUGACUACACAAUUAAAUAUUUAAAUUAGUGCUGUCUAACUUCUUGGUGUGGCUGGACCCAUCUUUGAGCAUUUCAGCCCGAUUGAAGAAUUUCAUAAGAUCAACCUUCUAGAGCAGGCUUCCUCAAACUCCGGCCCUCCAGAUGUUGCUGAACUACAACUCCCAUGAUUCUAUGAAUGAAAUAGAUAGGCUGAGAAUCAUGGGAGUUUGUAGUUCAGCAACAUCUGGAGGGCCGGAGUUUGGGGAAGCCUGUUCUAGAGGAUAAAUCAGUGGGUCUUAAAAUCUGGGGAACCAAUAUUAGCCUAUUCAGUUGUGCUGAAAAGUUUGCAUACCCUGACAGAAACUGGGAAAUUUUGGCAUUGAUUUUGAUAUAUGACUGAUCAUGCAAAAACAUGUAUUUUAUUAAAGGAUAGGGAUCAUAUAAAGCCAUUUAUUAUCACAUAGUUGUUUGGCUCUUUUUUAAAAUCAUAAUGAUAACAGAAAUCACUCAAAUGGCCCUGAUCAAAAAUGUACAUACCCUUGAAUGUUUGGCCUUGUUACAGACACACAGGUUAAAAUGGCAAUUAAAGGUUAAUUUCCCACACCUGUGGCUUUUUAAAUUGCAAUUGGUGUCUGUGUAUAAAUAAUCAAUGAGUCUGUUAGCUCUCACGUGGAUGCACUGAGCAGGCUAGAUAAUGAGGAUCAGAAAAGAAUUGUCAAAAGAUCUGUGUAGCAAGGAAAUGGAACUUUAUAAACAUGGAAAAGGAUAUAAAAAGGUAUCCAAAGCCUUGAAAAUGUCAGUCAUUACUGUUUAAUCACUUAUUCAGAAGUGGAAAAUGUGGAGAUCUCUUGAUACCAAGCCAAUGUCAGGUAGACCAAGAAAAAUUUCAUCCACAACUACCAGAAGAAUUGUUCGGGAUACAAAGAAAUACCCACAGGUAACCUCAGGAGAGAUAAUAAACUGCUCUGGAAAAAGACGGUGUGGUUGUUUCAAGGAGCACAAUAUGACGAUACUUGAACAAAAAUUAGCUGCAUGGUCGAGUUGCCAGAAAGAAGCCUUUACUGCGCCAAUGUUACAAAAAAAGUCCAGUACAAUAUGCCUGACAACAACUUGGCAUGCCUCACAGCUUCUUGCACACUGUAAUUUGGAGUGAUGAGACCAAAAUAGAGCUUAAUGGUCACAACCAUAAGUGCUAUGUUAGGAGAGGGGUCGACGAGGCCUAUACUGAAAAGAAUACCAUUCCUACUGUGAAGCAUGAUGGUGUCUCACUGAUGUUUUGGGGGAGGGGGGGUGAGGGGUUGGGCUAAAGGCAUGGGAAAUCUUGUGAAAAUUGAUGGCAAGAUCAAUGCAGCAAGUUAUCAUUCUUCUGCACGAAGGCUGCACCUGGGAUGCUCUUGGACUUUCCAGCAUGGCAAUGACCCUAAGCAUGAGGCGAAGUUGACCCUCCAGUGGUUACAUCGGAAAAAGCUGAAGGUUCUGGAGUGGCCAUCACAGGCUCCUGACCUUAAUAAUCGAGCCACUCUAGGGAGACCUCAAACGUGUGGUUCAUGCAAGAUAACCAAAGACUUUAAAACCUGGAGGCAUUUUGCCAAGAUGAAUGGGCAGCUAUACCACCUGCAAGAAUGAGGGGCCUCAUAGACAACUAUUACAAAAGACUGUACGCUGUAAUUCAUGCUAAAGGGGGCAGUACACAGUAUUAAAAUAUAAGGGUAUGCAGACUUUUGAACAGGGGUCCUUUAAUUGUUUUCUUUGUUGCCUUUGUUUUAUGAUUGUGCCAUUUUGUUGAAUAUGAAUCCCAUAAGUAAUAAAAUAAAUCUGUUUUGCCUGCUCAUGCAUGUUUUCUUUUAAAAUGGUACCUUUAUUACCAAUUCUCCAAGGGUAUGCAAACUUUUGAGCACAACUGUACGAUGAAUAAAAAAAAAAAUGUUAAAGGCUGAAUAUUGUAAUGUCACAGAAGGAGCUAUUCAAAUGGCCAAGACUUUUGGAUUUGAAUUAAAGAAUUUGAGUAUGUCAUAUCAUGGAUGUUUAAAACACCCAAAGGGCUAAUGAACAAUUGGAAAGCAUACAGACUUUCGCCAACUGGCCGAGUGUAUGGAAUUAAUAUGUGAUCUUGCCAGCAAUCACUUUUCUUUUCUAGACACUACCAAACCUAUUUAAAUCUAAGGACAUUAUUCAAAUACAGAAAGAAACCACAAGGUAUAUUUGUGAGUAUAAAAAAAAAGUAAGAAUCGGGCAUUAUCAGGGUUAUUCACUAAAGUGAGAAUAUAAAGGGAAUUCAUAUUUAAGGUCAAAAUAGCAGCACUGGGAAAGUUCCAAAAUUUUUCCAUUUUGGCUACUUAAAUUUGAGAUUCACUUUGAAUUUCCACUUUAGUAAAUAAUCCUGAAUAUCACAUACAAACAAAGAAUGAGAGGCAUUUUGGCAUCACCAACUUACAAUUAUUCCGCAAAGUGGGACAUUUUAUCAGAUGCUUAGGUAUGCUGGGUGGACAUUGAGGAGACAAUGUGCAGCAAUAUGCCGCUGUCUAGACUCCUAUAGAUCCCGUGUAUUCAUCAGAAAGUUGAGUUAGUUAAUCAAAAUUAAAAUACACAGAUAAAGGCACAGGUGAGCAAGGUGCCUAAAAAGCUCUCUUCUCAUCCUCCAUGUAAAUGUCCAUCUUGGGCAACCCAUUCUUUACAGAUAGUGUGAUAGAACAAUGGACAACUUUCAAUGGUGGAGUAAACAUUACCUGAAAACUUAAUUAAUUUGUAAGUUCACUCACUAUAGUCAGGUCAUUAAAUUAUGGAAAAUCACAAUCUACAAUCAUCAGAGUUUGCAAAUCUAACCCUGUGGAAAAAAUUCAUCAUUAGACUCCUAGAGCAACACCCAAACCUUAGCCUCCUUGCAUUUCAAUGCCCUUAGAAAUUCAGGUAUAAAUGUAAAUAAACCAUCUUGUGUAUUCAAGCUAUGAUACUAAAUAUAUUACAACAUACUUGGAAAACACCAUAGGAAAUACCAUGGGAAAUGUGACAUUUCAAAUGGAAACUGGAGAGAUACUUUCAAGCUGUCCUCUAAGGUAGCCACUUGCAUGACAAUGUAAAAAAAAUCUUGUAAAAUGAAGUCACAAUUACUCAUACCUAAUGACGAACUGUACAAGAGGCUAAAGCGAAAAAUGCUAUUACUUCUAUGUUUGGCGACAGUGCAGCAAAAUACAGCCUUUUGGUGAGACAUAUUUUAUUUAUUUAAAGCUCUCCUGAAAGUGGACUUUCAGUCCAAUUCAUUUGUUGCAGUGUUGAAUGGAAAAACAUAUUGGGCUAAAGUCAGUUGAAUUUUGCUAAAAAGUACCCAUCAAAUGUGUAAAUCUGCGAUAAUCUGUAUCAAUACGAUAUGAAAAGUCUCCCAAUUACACACAAAAAUAUGGAUUAUAUAAGGGAUCUUAAACCCGGGUGCUCAGAUGUUGAUGGUCUUCAAAUCCCAGAAAUCUUUGAAUGCAAUAGAUGGCUACGGAAUUUAUUGGAGUUACAGUUCAGAAAAAAAAUGAGGGUGCCUGGUUUAUAUUGGCAAUAACAGAACACAGAAUCCAUGAUUAACUCAGAAUAGCCAAAUUUAAGCAUAUAGCCUGUACCACAUUUCAGUCCAAACACAAUCUAAAGUUAUAAAAAAAUUUAAGACUACAAUCCUGGCGUGACUCAACAGACAGGAAAAGGCCGGGGAAAAAUAACAACUACAGAUCUAAACACAGCUCAAUUUUGUGCUCACUAUAACUCUCAAUUAAAUAACAUUCCUAUAAUUAUUAAUACAAGCCUUCUUUUAUUAUUGAAAUAACUGAAAAAAUACGAUUAUCUAAACAACUCUUCUUUCCUACUUUCUUUGUUUAUAACACAAGGUAAAUAAAAAAAAACUACAUGCAUAUGCAACAUUGAAAAGGGUUGAUGAGUUUUAUAAAGAAUAGUUUGCCACUGUUUCAUAAAAAUACUUUAAAAUCUGAACACUUCAUAUUUUAUAUAUCAAAGGUUUUGAACAGGUCAAGAUGUAAAUGCACUAUAGUUAAACAUAAUGAUUUUGUGAAUUUCUCUUCUCUAUGUUUUAGAAAACAGGUGGACACAAUAUAAUUUUUUGUUCGGAUUUCUUUGUAUGUACAGGUAUGUUCUAACUUUUGCCUGAAUUUAAUAAACUUUCCAAAGGAUAUAAUACUGUUAGAAAAAACUCUCCAAAUGUUUUAUCUAUAGAAGUCCCCAUUAAAGUCUAUGGAAUUUUUUGUAGAUAAAGCAUUUGGAGCGUUUUAUAACAGGAUUGUAUCAUUUGGAAAGCUGACCAAAUGUAGGCCUUAGUGAGAUAACAUCCAAAUAAUGCAAUGUAACAAAGUUGACUAAUGUAACCCUGUAAUGUAUUGUAAUCACAUUUUAUUAAAAACAAAACAGUGUGUAAUAUGAA
Pelobates cultripes (western spadefoot toad) is the source of this 29996-nucleotide messenger RNA. NCBI's taxonomy places the organism in Eukaryota, Metazoa, Chordata, Amphibia, Anura, Pelobatidae. The record is from the annotation of a GenBank genome assembly.